Messenger RNA from Chelonus insularis, 2092 nucleotides. It is a transcript of the gene bw, whose product is annotated as protein scarlet-like. Gene Ontology annotation, biological process: transmembrane transport. Gene Ontology annotation, molecular function: ABC-type transporter activity; ATP binding; ATP hydrolysis activity. Bases 107 to 2026 code for a protein of 639 amino acids. The record is from RefSeq and is a predicted model, not a curated record. The transcript is spliced from 9 exons. Gene Ontology annotation, cellular component: plasma membrane. Lineage: Eukaryota; Metazoa; Arthropoda; Insecta; Hymenoptera; Braconidae.
AUUAUAGUACUUUCACAUAUUUAUGAGGAUCAUUUUCAUAAUGUAAUUUUAUCUUAUUACUUGGUAAUUUUUCUAUCAGACAUCGUUAAAAGAAAAUGUGAUUAAUAUGAUCUUAUUUAAUAAUAUUUCAAAGAUGAAACCUCCAUCAAGACAAAGCGUUAAUGAAACUGCAAUUUGUUUACCUAGAAAUCAAUGUUUGACUUGGAAAAAUAUUUCUUAUACUGUGGAAGUCAAGAAGAACGAGGGUUAUUUGAAGGAAUUUUUAUGUGGAAAACACCUGGAACACGUAGAAAUUUUGCAUGGAAUAAGUGGUGUUGUGAAGUCUGGUACAUUAUUAGCAAUUUUAGGAUCUAGUGGUGCUGGAAAAACUACCUUACUUGCGACAAUCAGUAAAAGAAUAAAACGUAUAACCACAGGAGACAUUCUACUAAACGGCAAACAAAUCAGUCGUGAAUUGUUAUCUAAAAUAUCCGGAUUCGUUCCUCAAGAUGAAAUCGCUAUAAAAUCACUUACAGUUCAAGAACACAUGGAAUUUAUGGCAAAGAUGAAAAUGGAUAGAAGGUUUCGUCAUGUAGCCAGAAUCCAAAAGAUCGAUAAUUUAUUAUCAGACUUAGGAUUAACUGAAUUAAAAAAUGCCAAGUUGUCAACCCUGUCACAUGGUGAAUGGAAAAGAGUUUCAUUAGCAGUGGAAUUAAUAAUAGAACCAAAAAUUUUAUUUUGUGAUGAACCAACAACAGGAUUGGAUAGCUAUUCAGCAACUGUUGUAACAGAAACUCUGAAGAAUACAGCUGCUAGAGGAAAAAUUGUUAUUUGUUCUCUACAUCAACCAGCUUCAGGUAUUCUUGAACAUUUUCAUCAAGUCCUUCUUCUUGCUGCUGGAAAGGUUGCCUUUCAAGGAUCCAUCAAUGAUACUAUAUCUUUUUUUGAUAGUCAAGGUUAUUGUUGUCCACCAACAUUCAAUUAUGCUGAAUUUUUUGUAUCACAAUUGUCAAUAACUCGAGGUCACGAAGAAGAAUGUAUGAAUAAAAUUGACACUAUUUGUAGUGAAUUUAAAAAAUCAACGUACAAUAGAAAAAUAACUGCUUUGAUAGAAGAAUCUAGUGUACAGAAAAUAGAUCAAUCACCACAUCCUAUCUUCAUGGAGUCAUUUUCCACUAAUGAUUUCAAAAAGAUUCGAACUUUAACUCAGUUGGAGUGGUUAACUUGGAGAAAUUUCAUUGACUAUAAAAGAAAUAUUUCUUCAACAUUCUGGAAAUUUUUUAUUUAUAUGUUUGGAGGAGUACUUUUAGCAAUGCCUUACAUCGGUGUAACAGAAAACAUAGAUCAACGAAGUAUUCAAAAUAUUCAAGGACUAAUGUAUUAUGUAGUAACUGAAACAAUCUUUACAUAUCAUUAUGCAGUAUUUUAUACCUUUCCAAAAGAGUUACCAUUGUUGUUGAGAGAUAUGGCUAAUGGAUUGUACUAUCCUGCACCUUACUAUGUCAGUAAAAUUCUCAUAAUGAUUCCUGGAUCAAUUAUUGAACCUUUUAUUUACGCAGCUUUAAUUUACUUUAUGACAGGAUUAAAAGGAGGAUUAAUAGGUUUCUUAUUCUUUGUUACUCCAAUUGUUUUUGGAGCAAUAUCUGCCACUGCUUUAGGAUGUCUUUUUUCUGCAAGUUUCAAGUCUUUCGAUACAGCUUCGUUACUAUCAGUUUGUAUUGAUUUUGUAACAUUGAUUUUUAGCGGAAUUUAUUUAAAUCUAAGCAACGUGCCAUCAAGGAUAUCAUGGUUAAAAUAUAUUUCUCAGUUUUAUUAUAGCACAGAAGCAGUGUCUGUAAUGCAGUGGCUUCAGUAUAAUCAUAUAGAUUGUGCACCAUACCCAGAAGAAUCAUGUAUCACAUCGGGCGAGGGUGUCCUUAAAAACUAUGGAUUUUCGCCAGGAAAUUAUUAUAUCGAUUUAGCAGGACUCACUGCAAUAUUUCUAGUUGGACAUUUAGCUGGAUUUCUAGCUAUAUUAUAUAGAAGUCGUAAAGAACCAAUUUACUAAUUGGAAAUUUUUUAAUUUUCAUUUAUUGUUGGUUUAUUAUCUUUUAAACAUAAUGACAAAUUUUAA